AUGUCAUUACCAGAUUAUGCACUCGAUUGUGGUGCUGUGUUAAAUGAAACGUCGACUAAUGUCGUGUGGCGUAAAGGUCCUCCCGAUUACUCGAAAGCCAACACUUGUUUUGAAAAAUAUAAGAGUACAAAUCAUCAAGUGGGCUCAUUAGAAUCGAUCGUACAAAAUAUCGUCAAAAAUUGGGAGAAAGAAGUCUCACAUAAGGUCGAUCCAAACCAAUGGCGCACAGUUGAUUUGCCCAACUAUUCAUUCUCGUGUAAUGGUGGUCAGAAGUAUUCCGGCUACGAAAUGUUGAAACAAGGCACGUAUAAUGCAUUAAUUGGUGAAACAACAUAUUACAAUAGUGCAGCCAUCUCAUUUGAAGAGUCACACUUGGCAUUCAAACGAGCACUUGGUGAAGGCUUUGGAUGGGAAUUGUUAGAAUUGUAUUCGGGACCGCCCGUUGUCUCAUUUAAAUGGAAACAUUUUGGCCCUAUGACAGACUACUUCUCGUGUCGUGGCCUGUCCGGUCUUAUUUACAAAGCAGAUCCCACGAAGAAAAUGGUGAAUAUAUUUGGUAUGUGUAUCGCUCGUGUCACUGAAGAUUUGCGUAUUCAAGAUUUACAAGUAUUCUAUGAUCCAAAUCAGUUGUUUACACAACUGACAGAAAUUUGUCCCUAUGCUCCGUUUGCCAGGUUAAAUGUUGAAGCAUCAGACAUUAAACCAAUAAUAAAUUCUAAUGCCCUGUUUGUUAAACAACAAGCUUUAGAUCAACGCAAUGGUUCAUCGUGUACAAAAAAAAAUGUACCGCGUGCAGGUUUUAGUAGUAUCAAAUCAAAAUCACCGUCGUCGUUGGUCUGUACAAUAAGUUAA
This is a messenger RNA of Didymodactylos carnosus, 852 nucleotides long. NCBI's taxonomy places the organism in Eukaryota, Metazoa, Rotifera, Eurotatoria, Philodinida, Philodinidae. The record is from the annotation of a GenBank genome assembly.